Messenger RNA from Suricata suricatta (meerkat), 2045 nucleotides. RefSeq names its product NIMA related kinase 2 (gene NEK2). NCBI's taxonomy places the organism in Eukaryota, Metazoa, Chordata, Mammalia, Carnivora, Herpestidae. The record is from RefSeq and is a predicted model, not a curated record. The transcript has 8 exons. Gene Ontology annotation, biological process: protein phosphorylation. Bases 107 to 1438 code for a protein of 443 amino acids. Gene Ontology annotation, molecular function: protein kinase activity; ATP binding.
UAAACCAGGCUGGAGGCUGGAGUGGCUAGAUAGGUUGUGUGGCUUGGUCGGGUCUCCGAGUCGGCGGAGAGACCUGCGGGAGAGGUCCCGCCGGGCCGGCCAGGCCAUGCCGACGCGGGCGGAAGACUACGAGGUGCUGAGCACCAUUGGCACGGGCUCCUACGGCCGCUGCCAGAAGAUCCGGAGGAAGAGCGAUGGCAAGAUAUUAGUUUGGAAAGAACUUGACUAUGGCUCCAUGACAGAAGCCGAGAAACAGAUGCUUGUUUCCGAAGUGAAUUUACUCCGUGAACUGAAACAUCCAAACAUCGUCCGUUACUAUGAUCGAAUUAUUGACCGAACCAACACAACACUGUACAUUGUAAUGGAAUAUUGCGAAGGAGGGGACCUGGCUAGUGUAAUUACAAAGGGAACCAAGGAAAGGCAAUACUUAGAUGAAGAAUUUGUUCUUCGAGUGAUGGCUCAGUUGACUCUGGCCCUAAAGGAAUGUCACAGACGGAGCGAUGGUGGCCAUACCGUGCUGCAUCGGGAUCUGAAACCAGCCAAUGUUUUCCUGGAUGGCAAGCGAAACGUUAAGCUUGGCGACUUUGGGCUAGCUAGAAUAUUAAACCACGAUACGAGUUUUGCAAAAACAUUUGUUGGUACACCCUAUUACAUGUCUCCUGAGCAGGUGAAUUGCACGUCCUACAACGAGAAAUCAGAUAUCUGGUCGCUGGGUUGUUUGCUGUAUGAAUUGUGUGCGUUAAUGCCUCCCUUUACAGCUUUCAACCAGAAAGAACUAGCUGGGAAGAUUAGAGAAGGCAAAUUCAGGCGAAUUCCAUAUCGUUACUCUGAUGAAUUGAAUGACAUUAUUACAAAGAUGUUAAAUUUAAAGGAUUACCAUCGGCCUUCUGUUGAGGAAAUUCUUGAGAAUCCUUUGAUAGCAGACCUAGUUGCAGAAGAGCAAAGAAGAAAUCUUGAGAAAAGAGGGCGGCGAGUGGAACCGGAGAAGUUACAGGAUUCCAGCCCCGUCUUGGGAGAGCUGAAACUGAAGGAAAUGCAGUUACAGGAGCGAGAGCGAGCCCUCAAGGCACGAGAAGAACGGCUGGAGCAGAAGGAGCGUGAGCUCUGUGUCCGGGAGAGACUGGCAGAGGACAAGCUGGCGAGGGCAGAAAAUCUGUUGAAGAAUUACAGCGUGAUGAAGGAGCGGAAGUUCCUGUGUCUGGCGGUGGAUCCAGAACUUUUUGAUCUUCCAUCGAUUGUUAAGAAGAAAGUUCAUUUCAGUGAGGAAAGUAAAGAGAAUGUCACGACGAGUGAGAAUUCUGAGAGUCUGCUCACCUCGAAGUCCAAGUGCAAAGACCUGAAGAAAAGGCUCCAAGCUGCCCAGCUCCGCCUUCAAGCCUUGUCAGAUAUUGAAAAAAACUACCAGCUGAAAAGCAGGCAGAUUCUGGGCAUGCGCUAGCCCGGCAGAGAGCCCCAGAGCUGGCGCCAGUGUUGAGCGCCGCCGCCCCGUGGGAGCCUGGUGCUCACCGCCGUGGCUCACGCCCUUGGUCCCGCGAGCCGCGCCAUUUUGUACAGUGAGCCAGACGUUUUGGAAUCACUUCGGUGAUUCUACAACAAUUGUACAAAAUGCCCACACCUUUCAUUUUUCUUUCUUUCUUUCAAAGAACAUUUAAAGAAAGAAUGACAUUUUUGUUGGUUGGGGUUUUGUUGCUGUGUGAGAUUACUACUGGAAGGUGAAGACUAGGGGAAAAUAAUGUUAGGGGAAAAGUGCUUAGUCAGGAGUGGUGUUGGACGACUGGGUGAUGUGCUAACGAUGGUUGUGCCAAAAUUCCAGGUUCUGUGUGUUCCUCAGCUUAGAAAACGUAAGUGGACAGAUUGGGCGCCAGUGGUUAGCCCUCUCCCUUGUAAGUGUCCCAUUGGUCUGCAGUGCGAAUCUGUCCCCUUUCGUGAAAUUCAUCACCAUGAUGUUCGUCGUCUUCCUUUUUAUCCUGUUUAAGGGUCUAUGGACUGGAUAUCGCUUAUGCAUCUGCUUCUCGCUAAAUAAAAUAAUUUUUAGUUUUCCUAUA